This is a messenger RNA of Aspergillus ibericus CBS 121593, 1575 nucleotides long. RefSeq names its product KR-domain-containing protein. Bases 1 to 1575 code for a protein of 524 amino acids. Gene Ontology annotation, molecular function: fatty acid synthase activity; oxidoreductase activity. The record is from RefSeq and is a predicted model, not a curated record. Gene Ontology annotation, biological process: fatty acid biosynthetic process; secondary metabolite biosynthetic process. Lineage: Eukaryota; Fungi; Ascomycota; Eurotiomycetes; Eurotiales; Aspergillaceae. The transcript has 6 exons.
AUGUCCUUCACCGAGGCCUUUCCGGCAGUCUGGUUGACCGCACUGUACGGAAUUGUGCACUUGGGUCACCUCCGACAGGGGGAGUCCGUUCUCAUCCACGCUGCUGCUGGUGCUAAUGCUGGGGCGGAUGUAUUUGUAACGGAGCGCUACGGAAUCCCGGACGAUCGGUUCUUCUCCAGUCGUCAACUGGCAUUUGGGAAGCAGAUUUUGCGUGCCACCGAAGGUCGAGGGGUUGAUGUGGUAUUGAAUUCGACUUCAGGUGAAGCCCUGGCAGAGACGUGGAGGUGUAUCGCGCCUCUGGGGCGUUUCGUGGAGAUUGGAAAGCGAGAUAUCUACUCCUUGCAGAAGCUGGCCAUGUAUCCUUUCUCGAAGAAUGUCACCUUUUCAUCCGUCGAUCUCCAGACGGUGUACCGGAAUCACCCCGCCGUGAUUGGCCGUUUGAUGAAGGAGCUUAGAGAGCUGCUGUUUGCGAGAGAGCUGCUGUUUGCGAGAAAGCUAGGGCCACCCCACCCAGUUACUCAGUUCUCCCGAGAGAUCUCCAUGGUGCCCAGCCGCCACGCGGCGGAUUCUUUCGACCCAGAUGCCAGCUACGCGAUUGCGGGUGGCUUGGGAGGGGUCGGUAGGAGUUUAGCCCGAUGGUUUGUCAGUCGAGGAGCCAAACAUCUCAUCCUGCUGUCCCGCUCCGGAGUCCCUGCAGGUGCGGUAUCCCAAGAAGCGAUCCAAAUGGUUCAGAAACUGGAGGAGCGCGGUGUCACGGUGGCCACGCCGCGGUGCGACAUCAGCCAUGUGGAGUGCCUUGCAGCGGUAUUGCGUGAAUCCUGCCAGUCGAUGCCCCCCGUGAAAGGUGUCGUACAGGCGACCAUGGUUCUACAGGAUCGCCUGUUCCACAACAUGUCCCGGGAAGAAUGGCAGGCAGUGCUCGAUCCCAAGGUUGGUGGAACCUCGAAUCUCCACCAUCAUCUUCCCGCGGAUAUGGAUUUUUUCGUCAUUCUCUCCUCUCUCGGAGGCAUGAUCGGGUCGAGGGGCCAGUCUCAAUACAAUGAACAUGUAUCCAAGCGGUGGGUGAACGCAGGCUUUGAUGCUCUCCGCGAGGAGGAGUUGCACAGUGUCGUGUACUGGGCGUGCGAUCCUCGUCGCCAGGUCUUUUCGGGGUGGGAAACGCAGGUUCUCACGGCUGUCGAUCGGCCCUUGGCCAUGGUGAAGCCAGGCAUCUUUGCCUGGCUUCACCAUGGCCAAGACGCCACUGGGUCCGCUGGGCCCUCCCUCGAGAAAGUGAACUAUGCAGUCCUUCUUGGCGCGGCGGAAACUGUCGAGGAGGCCGGGAACAUCAUCUCCUCAGCUCUCGCCCAGAGACUUUCCCGGGCUCUCUCGGCCCCAUUGGAGGACAUUGACAGGGGUAAGCCAGCUCACUCCUUCGGGGUGGACUCCCUGGUGGCGGUCGAGCUGCAGCUCUGGUUCGCCAAUGAGAUGAAGGCAGAGCUUUGGGUGUUUAACAUUCUGGCGGAUUUGAGUAUCCGGGAAUUGGGUCAGCAGGCAGCCAGCAAGAGCCAAUACUUGCGGGGAGCAGCCCCUUAG